AUGGCGACGCGGGUGCUGACCAUGAGCGCCCGCCUGGGCCCCGCCGUGCCGCAGCUGUCGGUGGCGCAGGACGAGCCCGUCUUCGCGCAGCUCAAGCCCGUGCUGGGCGCGGCCGCCUCGAACCCGGCCCGCGGCGGCGGCGGCGGCGGAGACGCGGCGCUCUUCCCCGGAGCGGGCGGUGGCGGCGGCGGCGGCGGCGGCGAGGAGCUCAAGCACUCGCACUCGCACCACCACAGCCACCACAAUCACCACAACCACCACAACAGCCACCCCAGCCACCACACGCAGCCGCCCGCCGCGCCGCCCGCCGCCGCUGCGGGGUCCCGGCUGCCCGCGGAGGAGCUGGUCCAGACAAGAUGUGAAAUGGAGAAAUAUCUGACGCCUCAGCUUCCUCCAGUUUCUAUAAUUCCAGAGCAUAAAAAGUAUAGACGUGACAGUGCCUCAGUGGUAGACCAGUUCUUCACUGACAGUGAAGGGCUCCCUUACAGCAUCAACAUGAACGUCUUCCUCCCUGACAUCACUCAUCUGAGAACUGGCCUCUACAAAUCCCAGAGACCAUGCGUGACACACAUCAAGACAGAACCUGUUACCAUUUUCAGCCACCAAAGUGAGACGACAGCCCCUCCUCCGGCCCCGACCCAGGCUCUCCCCGAGUUCACCAGUAUCUUCAGCUCACACCAGACCGCAGCUCCAGAGGUGAACAAUAUUUUCAUCAAGCAAGAACUUCCAACACCAGAUCUCCAUCUUUCUGUCCCUCCCCAGCAGGGCCACCUCUACCAGCUACUGAAUACCCCGGAUCUAGAUAUGCCCAGUUCUACAAACCAGACAGCCGUAAUGGACACUCUUAAUGUUUCCAUGUCAGCCGCCAUGGCAGGCCUUAACACACACACCUCUGCUGUUCCGCAGACUGCAAUGAAACAAUUCCAGGGCUUGCCCCCUUGCACAUACACAAUGCCAAGUCAGUUUCUUCCACAGCAGGCCACUUACUUUCCCCCGUCACCACCAAGCUCAGAGCCCGGAAGUCCAGAUAGACAAGCAGAAAUGCUCCAGAAUUUAACCCCACCUCCAUCCUAUGCUGCUACAAUUGCUUCUAAACUGGCCAUUCAUAACCCAAAUUUACCUGCCACCCUGCCAGUCAGUUCACAAAACAUCCAACCUGUCAGAUACAAUAGAAGGAGUAACCCGGAUUUGGAGAAACGGCGCAUCCACUACUGUGAUUAUCCUGGCUGCACAAAAGUUUAUACAAAGUCUUCUCAUUUAAAAGCUCACCUGAGGACUCAUACUGGCGAGAAGCCGUACAAGUGCACCUGGGAAGGCUGCGACUGGAGGUUCUCGCGCGCUCUGACGAGCUGACCCCGUCACUACAGGAAGCACACCGGAGCCAAGCCUUUCCAGUGCGGGGUGUGCAACCGCAGCUUUUCCCGCUCCGAUCAUCUGGCCCUGCACAUGAAGAGGCACCAGAACUGAGCCGAGCCGCUGUGGGCCCGCUGUGCCUGUGCCAUUCACACUGCAGAUCACUCGGCAACAUUUUAAUAA
Suncus etruscus (white-toothed pygmy shrew) is the source of this 1536-nucleotide messenger RNA. RefSeq names its product KLF transcription factor 5 (gene KLF5). Gene Ontology annotation, molecular function: DNA-binding transcription factor activity, RNA polymerase II-specific; RNA polymerase II cis-regulatory region sequence-specific DNA binding. The transcript has 4 exons. Gene Ontology annotation, biological process: regulation of transcription by RNA polymerase II. Bases 1 to 1353 code for a protein of 450 amino acids. Lineage: Eukaryota; Metazoa; Chordata; Mammalia; Eulipotyphla; Soricidae. The record is from RefSeq and is a predicted model, not a curated record.